This is a messenger RNA of Acaromyces ingoldii, 2378 nucleotides long. Its product is annotated as bifunctional 6-phosphofructo-2-kinase/fructose-2,6-bisphosphate 2-phosphatase. Gene Ontology annotation, cellular component: cytosol. The transcript has 5 exons. The record is from RefSeq and is a predicted model, not a curated record. The coding region runs from base 139 to 2343 and encodes 734 amino acids. Gene Ontology annotation, molecular function: ATP binding; fructose-2,6-bisphosphate 2-phosphatase activity; 6-phosphofructo-2-kinase activity. Lineage: Eukaryota; Fungi; Basidiomycota; Exobasidiomycetes; Exobasidiales; Cryptobasidiaceae. Gene Ontology annotation, biological process: fructose metabolic process; fructose 2,6-bisphosphate metabolic process.
CCUUGCUUCCUUCAAGUCCGCUAGGACGACCCCACUUCCUCCCCCACGCUUAUUGGUCGGCUCGUCUUUGAACUCAAUUCAUUGCCCAGUCAGCAAACUAAAUCGACGCCAGCCGGGCGCAGUCGGACAUCGACAGCCAUGUCGGAGCAACAAAGGCAAAACACCCAGUCUCCGCCCAUACCAUCGACGACGACGACCAGCUCCUCGAAGCCGGGCAGCCGCGAUGGAACUCCAACAGCCAAGCGAGCUUCGUCGAUAGAUUCGCAGCAGCAGAGAAACCGGGCGGGCAACUCUCCCCUGGUUCCCCUCACCCGCCUACCACCUUCGUCUUCUCCUUUGACAAGCAACGCCGCUUUCUCGGCCACGUCGAGCACAUUGCCGGGCACCGUGUCCACCACUGCGACUGCCACUGUCAGCUCAAGCCGCGGAGCAACAGUAGUUCCACCCUCUGCAGGGACGAUCUCGCCUUCUUCGGAGAGCGGCCGGCUCGCGCGCUCUUCGUCGCUCCACUCUUCUCGCUCUUCGCGCCUUUCCAAUUCUUCCGUCACCUCAUCUCCUCCCACUUUUGCUCAGGCCGGCCGACACAUGUCUCACGGCGGCCAGACGCGGCCCGUGCCGCAGCCGACAUCGACGCAAAAGGACAUGUUCGACCAGGCCGUCGCUUCGUCCAACCUCGCCUCGUCGUCCGAGGGCCUCCAGGCUCUUCUCCGGGACCACCCCGAGCUCGUCUCAUCAAGCUUGAGCCGGGCAGCGGGACCGGGCUGGAGCGAGCUGAGCGAGAGCACCAGGGGAAGCCGCGGCGGCUCCCAGCCAGGCACACCGGGCGAAGAAGGAGGCAAUGAAGGACAUAUUCUCAAGGACGCGCCCCAUGUUGGAGAGGGGGGAGCCAGCCAGUCCGUCACGCCGAGCAAUGCGCCCAACUUGGGCUCCACUGGCGCCAAGCCCGACUACAGCGGCGAAAAGAUUGUCGUCGCCAUGGUUGGCCUGCCUGCGCGAGGAAAGAGCUACCUGAGCAACAAGCUGAUGCGUUAUCUGAGGUGGCUCGAGUACGAUGUCAAGGUCUUCAACGUCGGCCAACUGCGGCGGGCGCUUGCCAAGGCCAAGCUCAAGGAGUCAGGCCAAAAGGAGGACCACACAGCCACCUUUUUCGAUCCCCACAACCCGGCAGCGUUCAAGCUGAGAACGCAGAUGGCCGAGGAGUGCCUCGAGCAGCUCAUCGGCUGGCUCAAAAGGGGUGGUAAUGUGGGCAUUCACGACGCCACCAAUAGUUCGCGAAAGCGGAGGGCGGCCAUUGCGCAGAGGAUCGCAAAGGAGCCUGACCUCAAGCUCAUCUUCCUCGAGAGUCUGUGCACGGACCCGCAGGUCAUUGCCGCCAACAUUGCCGUCAAGGUCUCGUCUGGCGACCCAGACUAUGCCGGAAUGUCGCCCGAGGCCGCAAAGGAGGACUUUCUCAAGCGCAUCAAGCACUACGAGGAGACAUACGAGUCUGUCGACGCGCAUGGCGACGAAAAGGACCUGAGCUACUGCAAGAUUACCGACGUAGGCCGUAGCGUCGUCGUCAAUGAGAUCCAUGGCUACCUCGAGUCGAGAAUCGCAUUCUACCUCAUGAACUUGCACCUCACUCCACGCAACAUCUUUUUCUCACGGCACGGCGAGUCGCAGUACAACGUCGAGGGCAAAAUUGGAGGUGACUCGGACCUGUCCGAGCGCGGCUGGGCCUAUGCGAAGGCCUUGCCUCAGCUGGUCAAGGAUGCCGUGGGCGAUGCCCCGCUGACGGUGUGGCACUCUACUCUGAAACGAACGGGCCAGACGGCUUCGUUUCUGCCCUACCCCAAGCUAGCCUGGAAGUCGCUCGAUGAGCUCGACGCUGGUGUAUGCGACGCAAUGACGUACGAGGAGAUCGAACGAUUUUACCCCGAAGACUAUGCCUCAAGAGAUGAGGACAAGUUCAACUACAGGUACAGGGGCGGCGAGUCGUACCGCGACGUCGUCGUCAGGCUCGAGCCCAUCAUCAUGGAGCUCGAACGGCAGGAGAACAUUCUCAUCAUUGGUCACCAGGCCAUCCUGAGGGCCCUCUACGCCUACUUCCAUGCCCUGGGCCAGGACGACUUGCCGUACAUCAAGAUUCCGCUGCACACGCUCUUGGAGCUCACGCCGGCAGCAUUCGGGACGCGUGAGAGGCGCUUCAAGGCGCCCAUCGAGGCGGUCAACACCCACAGGGACAAGCCGGCUCCCCGGGAAAAAAUCUCCCAGCCGCCGAGCCCUGCUCUGGACCCCAUGGAGGAGGCCGCAACCUCCAAGCCGCCCUCGCAGCUGGAUCCCGACGCUCAGAGGCCAGAGUAGAUAGGCUUUGGGUCAAUGACAUUUUACCAUCAGGC